Molecule: messenger RNA, 3362 nt
Organism: Oncorhynchus tshawytscha (Chinook salmon)
Lineage: Eukaryota; Metazoa; Chordata; Actinopteri; Salmoniformes; Salmonidae
Product: protocadherin gamma-C5-like
Exons: 4
Coding region: 438-3284 (948 amino acids)
Biological process (GO): homophilic cell-cell adhesion
Cellular component (GO): plasma membrane
Molecular function (GO): calcium ion binding
Source: RefSeq, a predicted model, not a curated record
GGUUUACAUUUGUCAUCAUGCAUUGGCCUAUAUGUGUUGAUUUCACCUAAUAGUAUUCUGUAUUCUAUUCUUCGGAUACUCAAACCUUCUCAUAUACAAUAUGUUUCGAUUAGUUUAUUGUUUUAAAGUAAUCUGUAGUUCAGUGGAUUGAACUCAGAGGGACGCUGUUGGUUGGUGUGUUGCAGUUUUAGAGCAGAUUUGCAGCAGUACUUCCCCCAUCAUCUCGAUAUAUUGGAGAGAGAGAGAGAGCCGCACGCAGAGCGCACAGUCCGGUUACAGAGAACACUGAGCACGGAGACUCCGAUAUUGGAUUCUUUUGUUCCAGAGAGACUGAUUAUUGGCAGAGAAUUGUGCUAUUUUCUGAACUUACUUUUAACGGAACACUGCAAAUUGUUUAAUGGAUUAUAUGGUGUUUAUGGUUUCAUUGUGAAAGGGAUAUGUCGAACAGAACAAUGAUACGGCAAGUACUGUUGUUUAUCUCGGUCCUCUCUCUCAGUUCAGUGCACGGGCAGGUCAGUUACUCCAUUCCGGAGGAAAUGGCGAAAGGCUCUUUAGUCGGUAACAUAGCGCAGGAUUUGGGUUUAGAUAUCAAAAGACUGAAAUCGGGUAAAGCUCGUAUUUAUACUGGAGACAGUUCAGAAUACAUCGAGUUGAAUACAGAAAGGGGAGUGCUCUUUAUCAAGGAAAGAAUAGACCGUGAAGCGUUGUGUGGAGAGACGACGCCAUGCGCUUUACACCAUCAAAUUCUACUUGAAAACCCAUUGGAAUUUUACAGCUUAACGAUUGAGAUCACAGACAUCAAUGAUAAUUCACCGGGUUUCAAAAAGAAUGAAAUGGAAUUCGAAAUAAGUGAGUCAUCACAGCCCGGAGCUAGGUUCGUUUUGGAUAGAGCAGUUGAUAAUGACGUUGGUGUGAAUGACCUGCAGAGCUACACCCUAAAACCAACCGAUAAUUUCAUAUUAAAAUCACACAUUUUACCUGACGGUAGUAAAAAUGUAGAAAUGGUCUUGCAGACGCCUCUAGACCGAGAGAAACAGGAGCAGAUAUCGCUGAUUUUGACAGCAGUAGAUGGAGGAGAGCCUCAGCUAUCAGGAACAAUGCGGAUAAUCAUCACUGUACUAGACGCCAAUGAUAAUGCACCUGUCUGUUCCCAAGCCGUUUACAAGGCCAGUGUAACCGAGAACGCGCCUAAAGGCACCAUUGUAGCUACAGUAAGCGCGACUGAUGCUGAUCAAGACUCAUACGGAAAAGUUACAUAUUCUAUGUCAAACAUAGUCGAAGGCGGUGCUGAAUUAUUUGAAGUUGAUGAUGAUGACGGUGUAGUGAGUCUAUUAGGAAAUAUUGAUUACGAAAGAAUGAAAAAAUAUCAAAUUGACAUUCAAGCAAGAGACGCCGGAGGACUCAUAGAUUCUUGCAAAGUAAUCGUCGAUGUUUCUGAUUUAAAUGAUAACAAACCAAUCAUUAAUAUUAUGUCUAAGACAAAUGCAAUAUUCGAAGAUUCUGUGUCUGGCACAGUUGUAACAAUUAUCAAUGUUCAAGACUCAGACUCGGGUGAUAAUGGUAAAGUAGAGUGUUCCAUAAAUGAAAACAUUCCAUUUACAAUUAAAUCAACGUCGAAUCAUUUCUAUAGCUUAGUAACUGACAGCGACUUGGACCGAGAGAGAGCCUCUGAGUAUAACAUCAGUGUGACGUGCUCUGAUGAGGGCGUGCCCUCGCUCUCCAGCAGCGUCACUCUCACCUUACAGAUAUCAGAUGUGAAUGACAACGCGCCUGUCUUUGAGAGGAGCUCAUAUGAGGCCUACAUUAUAGAAAACAACACACCGGGCCUCUCUAUAUUCACAGUGAAAGCCAGAGACGAUGACUGGAACCAGAAUGCUCGUGUUUCUUACAUACUGGAGGACUCCUCGGUUAACGGAGUGCCCAUCUCCUCAUAUGUGUCCGUUAGUGCUGAUAGUGGAGUCAUCCAUGCAGUGCGCACUUUUGACUACGAGCAGAUCAAGGAUUUCCAGUUCCGCGUAAAAGCGCAGGAUGGAGGCUCCCCUCCUCUCAGUAGCAAUGUGACUGUGAAAAUAAUGAUCCAGGACCAGAAUGACAACGCGCCUCAAGUUCUGUACCCAGUCCAGACUAGCAGCUCUCUGGUGGCUGAAAUGGUGCCUCGUUCAGCAGAUGUGGGCUAUCUUGUUACUAAAGUGGUGGCUGUUGAUGUUGACUCUGGACAGAAUGCCUGGCUCUCUUAUAAACUGCAGAAAGCGACAGACAGGGCGCUGUUUGAAGUGGGCUUACAGAAUGGGGAAAUAAGAACUAUACGCCAAGUCAAUGAUAAAGAUGCUGUGAAACAAAGGCUCACUGUUGUAGUGGAGGACAAUGGGCAGCCCUCUCGUUCAGCUACAGUCAAUGUUAACGUAGCGGUGGCGGACAGCUUCCCUGAAGUGCUUUCGGAGUUCACUGACUUUACGCACGAAAAGGAGUACAAUGACAAUCUGACUUUUUACUUAGUCUUGGCUUUGGCUGUAGUCUCAUUUUUGUUUAUUACGUGUUUAGUGGUUAUCAUAUCAGUGAAAAUAUACAGAUGGAGACAGUCUCGUGUCCUCUAUCAUUCCAAUCUCCCGGUUAUUCCGUAUUAUCCACCGCGUUACGCUGACACUUUGGGGACAGGAACUCUACAGCACGUGUACAAUUACGAGGUGUGCAGGACGACUGACUCCAGAAAGAGUGACUGUCAGUUCGCCAGACCCUGUAGUCAGAACGUACUGAUAAUGGACCCCAGUUCUACAGGGACGAUGCAGCGGAUUCAGAACGAAAAGAACAUCCUGGAUGAACCAGACUCCCCAAUAGAGCAAAAGCCUCCGAACGCUGACUGGCGCUUCACACAGGGACAGAGACCUGGACCCAGUGGGGCUGGAGGUCCCCCUGAGAUGGCCAUGGGAACAGGACCCUGGCCCAACCCCCCCACUGAGGCCGAGCAGCUCCAAGCCCUGAUGGCCGCAGCCAACGAAGUGAGCGAGGCGACCGCAACCCUGGGGCCGGGCACCAUGGGACUAAGCACCCGUUACAGCCCACAGUUCACCCUGCAGCACGUGCCCGACUACCGUCAGAACGUCUACAUCCCUGGCAGCACCGCCACCUUGACCUCCAACCCCCAGCAGCAGCAGCAGCAGCAGAUGGCAGCCCAACAUCAGGCCCUGCAGGCCCAGCCCUCUGAGGCCGCCCCUCAGCCUGAACCCCCCAAGGCUGCCCAGACCCCCGCCUCCAAGAAGAAGUCCACCAAGAAGGAGAAGAAGUAGGAUGGGUGGAGGAUGGAUAGAUAUGGAAAAUACGAUGAGAAAAGAGAAAACCGACCCGAUGAGGACUGAAAUACCCCC